UAUGUACUGAAACGUGAAAUCGAUUUCGAUCGGAAAUGGAGAUCCCGGAACAACUCCUGGUGUGCGGAUUUUGUCACAACAGCUUAGAGUCGCCUAAACUUUUACCAUGUCUUCACACUGUGUGUUGGAAGUGUCUGGCUACGAAAAGAGAAGGUCUAACGAAAUGUACAACCUGUCAACAACCAAUAGAAGGACUCGAUACCGUACCCUCUCUACCCGACGACAAAUUCAGCAAAAGUCUCAUAGAUUUUGCCAGAAUUCCAAAUGAAAUUGACGAGGAGACAACUGAAUCUCUUUCAAAAAUAUUGGAAGAGUUGGAAACGCAACAAAACGCAGUUUCUAUCGAUCUGAAAAAAUUGAGGGUUAAGUCGGAGGAAGCGAGUUUUGGAGCAUUUAAGAAUGAGAGAAAUUUCUUUAAAGUGAAGAAAAAGGCCGAAAAUGAAAUUAAGCUAAAAAUAACGGACCUAAGAAAACGGUUUGACAAGUAUCUUCUGGAGAAAGAAAUAGAGAUGAUGGAAGAGCUAGAUAACGCCUUGGAUGACGAAGAGUUUGACCUUUCUCAGUCUGUAAUCUGGAAUCGUUCAGUUAUGGGAUCUAUUGAAAACAAAGAAGAACUGCUUAAUAAGUGUAAUCUGCAAUCCUUAAACUCGGCACCAAAGGCUCUGGCAUACAAGAGGGUCUUAACGGAAAUGAAAGACCACAUAUCACAUAUUGGAGGAUCUAUUUCAAAGAAAAAUCCUACAAACUUGGAAAUAAAUUUCAAAUACAACCAAGACAUUGAAGAUGUGUUUACAAAACCUGUGGGGAGCAUUGAGAUUCGGAAAUCUGGAAACAAUGUAGAAGAAGAAGCCAAGAGGGAGUCGGCCACGGCACCGUUUGAAAAUGCUCCUUACAAAAAUGCGGUUUAUCUUAGAACAUUCCCCUCACUUUUACCCGAGGAUAGCAAAGGGUACGUUGUAGGGAUAGCAUGGGUACCCCCCGAUCGCCUAGUUCUUGUCGACAAAUGGAACGGAAAACUGAAGCUGUUUGAUGAAAAUGGUCGUCUCAUCAACGUUAUGGUAUUUUCAGGAGGCGAGCCGACAGACAUUGUAUACACCAAGGGCACAAACAUCCGUCAUUUAUGUCUUGUCACCAUUCCCAGCGGGCGACUUAUUUUGCAAGUUGCUGUUGAGGAGAAUAUCAUAAGGUUAUCGAGUCGCAUUGUAACUGUGACGGGAUACUCCAGUAUUGCGUACGACAAGGUUUGCGCCAAACUUAUCUGUGGCGUCUGUCAGCCCUACGGAACUCCAAGAAUUGAUAUCGUCAGCGCCAAUGGAGUGGUAGAGUUUACCAUUGCUACCGAUUUACAGCGCAGACCUCACUUCAUCUGUCCGCGUUCUAUUGACAUAUUCCUCGGUAUCAUUGCUGGCUGCGAUUGGCAAAAGAAUCGCAUUCUGUUUAUUGCACGUGACGGGUCAAUUCGAGGGUCGUAUUACGGAAGCCCACAAGCCCCGCUUAUGAACCCUGUUGGUACUACACUGGACGGCAGGGAUCAUCUUUUGGUAGCAGAUUGUAAAAGAAACAAAAUUCACAUCGUUUCUUCUUCUGGCGAACACUUGGGAAUCUAUGAUACGAGUGAUCACGUCAAGGACCCUCGCGAGAUUAACGUUAUAGCUCAUGAGAAUUCAGCAAAGUUGGCAGUUUCUCAUGGGGCGGGAUAUGUGAGCAUAUACCAACUUACUGACACACCGCCUGAAGUUACGCUAAAAGCAGGUUCAGUUUCAUCAGAGGAUUCACACAAGCAGUAAAAUUUUACAGGACUCGGUGAUAAGUCAUUUAUAAUAUCGUAUGGUGAAACGGCCCAAGAUAGUUAUAUAAAAUUAUAUAUUUAGCUGUACUAGCUUAAAGGGCAUUGGUUCGUAUAACUUUAUAUUAUUUUUUUAAUACAAUUUCGUAUGCAUUUGGCUGUAUUAUAUGCUGCUUUUUCUGAUGCAUAUACAAUUAUAUUGG
Molecule: messenger RNA, 1989 nt
Organism: Saccostrea echinata
Lineage: Eukaryota; Metazoa; Mollusca; Bivalvia; Ostreida; Ostreidae
Exons: 1
Coding region: 36-1787 (583 amino acids)
Biological process (GO): positive regulation of DNA-templated transcription
Cellular component (GO): chromatin; nucleoplasm
Molecular function (GO): ubiquitin-protein transferase activity
Source: RefSeq, a predicted model, not a curated record